Molecule: messenger RNA, 656 nt
Organism: Polypterus senegalus (gray bichir)
Lineage: Eukaryota; Metazoa; Chordata; Cladistia; Polypteriformes; Polypteridae
Gene: rpl12
Product: ribosomal protein L12
Exons: 7
Coding region: 136-633 (165 amino acids)
Biological process (GO): translation
Cellular component (GO): cytosolic large ribosomal subunit; ribosome
Molecular function (GO): structural constituent of ribosome; large ribosomal subunit rRNA binding
Source: RefSeq, a predicted model, not a curated record
ACGCCAUUUGCUGACCCCUUUCUUUUUGCUCAGCUUCGCGGUGAAGGUGCAGCAGUAAUUCGGUCGUCCCGAACUCGGGUUCAUCCGACACCAUCACCAAGCUACGCUGAACAGAACCUCUAAGAACACAAAGCCAUGCCUCCAAAGUUCAACCCAACUGAAAUAAAAGUCGUGUACCUCAGGUGUACAGGAGGAGAAGUCGGUGCCACCUCUGCUCUGGCCCCCAAGAUCGGCCCUCUGGGUCUGUCCCCCAAGAAAGUCGGAGAUGACAUCGCCAAGGCCACUGGUGACUGGAAAGGCCUGCGAAUCACCGUGAAGCUCACCAUCCAGAACAGACAGGCUCAGAUAGAAGUUGUGCCCUCUGCCUCGGCCCUGAUCAUCAAGGCCCUGAAAGAGCCCCCUCGUGACAGAAAGAAGGUCAAGAACAUUAAGCACAGUGGGAGCAUCACCUUUGAUGAAGUUGUGAGCAUCGCCCGUCAGAUGAGGCCUCGAUCGAUUGCCAGGGAGCUCUCUGGUACAAUUAAGGAGAUACUUGGCACGGCCCAGUCGGUGGGCUGCAUGAUUGAUGGCCAUCCCCCUCAUGAUGUCAUUGAUGACAUUAACAGUGGCAAAAUGGAGUGCCCAACGGAGUGAUCAGGCUACAAGUUAAAAAUAAA